Molecule: messenger RNA, 1440 nt
Organism: Heterotrigona itama
Lineage: Eukaryota; Metazoa; Arthropoda; Insecta; Hymenoptera; Apidae
Source: the annotation of a GenBank genome assembly
UAGUAAUAAUUACAUUUCUUGGUGUCAGUAGGUUUCAGAGAUAUCAGGGAAAUGAUAACAACUCACCAAUUUUCUUGGGAACUACUUUGAAAUACAUUGUACUGUGUUUGUACAGUUAUAACCUCUUACAUUGCAUUAAAAUGUUUUGUUACAUCCACAUGCAUGUAAACGCAGGAUUGGAUUUGUCAUGCUAUUUUAAACAUAGGGCAAAUGCCUCAGUUUCUAUGUUAGACUGGUCAUAAGUUCUAUUCUUUUAUUUAUAUCUUUAUUUAUAUCUAAUAUUGCUGUUAUACAUUAUUCAUCGUUUUAGAUUACAUUUACAUAAAACUCAAUGAAAACACACUCUAGUCAUUGUCUCCAAAAUACUACAAAUGACAUAUUGAUCAACAUUUUCUACAAAGUUGGACUAUUUCUUGUCCAUUCUCUUCGUUUUAAUGCAUUCAUCAAAUAGAUUGAAUAACUUCCAAAAGUCAAGUAAAACACAAAUUACUUCAGAAUCAAGAUUAUCAAGAUACAAAUUAUCAGAUUUUCGUUUCUCAAAUCUCUGUCCACACGUUCAAUCUUCAACAGUGUGAAAUGCUGCUUGGAAAGGCAACUGACUUAAUUAUCUGUAUGUAUCAUAUUUGAGAACAGCGUUCCAAUAAUUAAUCACAAUUGGUGCUAUCAAUGUGGAACAAUGUUUUCGCAACGACCAAUAGCGUCCCCCUUGUUAAUUACCAUUAUUUCCAGUCAUUCGAACCUAGCCGUUUUUACAUCAAGCUCAACUUUUUCAAUGAAGAACAGCAAAAUCAGCCAUCCGUUUGCAACUUCUGUGUGGAUCGAUUACAUCAGGUUAUUAAUUAUCGAGAUGUCAUCUUCGUUGACAAGAAGAGCGCCAAUGACACGCGAUAGAAGAUCUUAAAGGUGCGAAGGUCCAUAGGCGAAGAUCCAUGCGACUAAAAUUAAACGGCGCUGUCUGAAGCUGUCCUAGACCCUUUUAACCGACAUUUUUCUAGCAGCGACCUAACGUAACACAUUUGUUGCGUACAAAUUGUCCUCCCAAAUACAAACUAGAAGGACUUGAUCUAUCAAGGAUUCGGACGAGGAGGAACGAAAUAGUGAAACAUUUAGUGGAUCUUACGCAACAUCAUGCAACUGUGCACUGCCAUUGAAGCUGCCAGUGAUAGCCUGGUAUAUAUUUAUAUAAUGUUUGAAGUCACACAGAGGUUACGGAAUUGUUUACUCGACACCUGGGAAGACAAAGGAAGUGGCCUGAAUGGUAUUUUAGGCCGAGAUUGUCCUUCUGCCAACGUUGACCAACACAAGCAGACGACAACCUUUCAAGAUCCUUCUUCCUCGCUGCGUCGUUUCGCUCACACUGCCCGAAUAUGUAAAACUGACGUCACACCUCCUCGGGAGGAGAGCGCAAAAGGACACCCACCAUUUCUCUCUCUCUCUCUC